This is a messenger RNA of Girardinichthys multiradiatus, 1509 nucleotides long. RefSeq names its product Rab acceptor 1 (prenylated) (gene rabac1). Gene Ontology annotation, cellular component: Golgi apparatus. NCBI's taxonomy places the organism in Eukaryota, Metazoa, Chordata, Actinopteri, Cyprinodontiformes, Goodeidae. The record is from RefSeq and is a predicted model, not a curated record. The transcript has 6 exons. Bases 164 to 787 code for a protein of 207 amino acids.
GUGUAAUGUGAGGUUCUUGGUGUGGCCAAUAGGUGGCAGUGUGGUGCAUCAGGGUACUUGAGAUGUUUUUUUUCCUCCCAACAGCCACAUCACAUCCGUGAUCCCAAACAGCAACAACAAGGAAGAAGCAGUCUUCUCAAAGUUUUUAACAGUAAGUCUUCAGAUGUCGUCUGCCGCUCCAAAGGGAGAGAACUGCCUUGUGGACAUGGACAGCAAGGCUGGAGAUCUGUUUAGUGCUGAAAAUGCUCAUCCAACAGGCACAGGGGGCACUGGAAUACUGGCCAAGCUGUGGCUUCCCAAAGGCCUCUCAGCCAGCGUAGCUAAAGAGUGGUUCGACCAGCGCAGAUUGUCCAUUCGACCAUGGGCCAGUUUUGUAGACCAACGCAAGUUCUCAAAACCUCGAAACUUCGGAGAGCUGUGUCAGAGGGUGGUGAAGAAUGUGGAAGUUUACAACAGCAACUACACCUUCAUCUUUCUGGGUCUCAUUCUCUACUGCAUUAUCAGCUCGCCCAUGUUGCUGAUUGCCUUGGCUGUGUUUGCUGGUGCCUUCUACAUAAUCCACCUCAAGUCCCUGGAGUCCAAACUGGUCCUUCUUGGCAAAGAGCUAACCGUUCCCCACCAGAUAAGUUUAGCCGGACUUGUCUCUCUGCCUGUGUUCUGGUUGGCUGGAGCUGGUGCUGCUGUGUUUUGGGUUUUUGGAGCUACGUUGUUUGUCAUUGGCUCACAUGCCGCUUUCCGACAGCUGGAGGGAUCCGACUUGGACGAGCUCCUCAUGGAGCCUGUGUGAUGACCCACCUGAACUUGAAGCAGGUUCUGAUUGACGAUCGGGUAUCUUUCUGACCCAAUGAUUGCAUCAGCCUUCAGGUGUUUGAGGUGAAAACUGCUGUGAGACCUGUUUCCAAGCUAUAUGUACAGCUUAUAUUCCAUGUAUUUAACCUUAUGGCAUUUUAUCCAGAACGCACCUUAUAUCGUGUCAAAGAACUGUUGUUACACUCAUUCAUGCACAUAACUUACCAUAUGCACAAAUAAUGAGUUACUUAAUAACCAAAGCACAUUGUUAAUUAUAAGCCUUUAUCUGCAUAUUUCUACCCACUCAUGCCUCUGGUUUGUAUCAGAAAUCUGCUCCUUACUGAUAUACCCUCUGUCUGUUGAUAGAGCUUUUGCAAUGCCCUGUAAUGCAUCUGCUGUAGAAACAGAUUCUCUAUUCCAAAUUUAUAAACUGUUGAUGAUCAGUAAUUUCCAAAGGCAAAGUGCCAUUUAAAGCUUUAAAAUGCCUGGUUAUUACGCACAAAUGAUGUUUUUAUUGUAAUAAAUGCUAAUUUGAGAAAGGAUUCUGGAUUCUGUGUUUUAGUUUUUAUGUUCUCAUUGUCUGUAUGCAUAUUUAAUCAAUCUGCUUCGAACAUUCGGGUAAUUAAAGCAUGUUUCAGAAAUGUCCUUUUUGUUUACAUAUACAGGAAAUGUGUUUUUGUAUUGAAAUUUUGGAAGUGCAAUAAACCCUGGUUACUGAUU